Messenger RNA from Glycine soja, 1738 nucleotides. RefSeq names its product RING-H2 finger protein ATL11-like. NCBI's taxonomy places the organism in Eukaryota, Viridiplantae, Streptophyta, Magnoliopsida, Fabales, Fabaceae. The transcript has a single exon. The coding region runs from base 364 to 1503 and encodes 379 amino acids. The record is from RefSeq and is a predicted model, not a curated record.
CCAAUCAUUUAAAGUCUACCCUACCUAUCGUGCCUGCUCGCAAGAGCGUAAAUUCCACGACUCCAUUAAAAACUACUCAAAAGCCAUACAAACCCCUUAACACCCUUAUUGCACUCUAUUCUUUUGUGUCUCUCUCUUUCCUUCUAAUCAUCACCAUCAAAAAGUGCUCAACAACUUUAUGUUAUGUUAUGUUAUUGUUACCAACAAAAUCAUUAACAUUCCCGAAUUCCCCAUCUUACAAGGAAUAAAAAACACGGUGCAAUCACUGACACGUACGGUGGGUAUUAAUUAGGUUUUCUCAUGCGCUAAACAUUCCAUUCACUUGCUUUUGCAGCAAAACAUAAAAAAAAAAACCCAUCAGCUAUGGGCAUCCACACGGAUUGCCCUGCACCAGCACCAUUGUCGAUGAAUUUGGAUCAUGCUCGUGCUUGUGUUCUUCUUCUUAUUUUUCUUAUGCCGUCUGCUACGGCACAGUUACAAAACUCGCCGCCACCGCCACCGUUGGAUCCUUUCACGAGGUUAAGGUUCGACAAGACCAUGGCUGCGGUUUUGGUAAUCCUCGUAGUGGUUUUCUUCGCGUUUGGGUUUGUUUCUAUCUACACGCGCCAAUGCGCGGAGAGGAGGAUCAGAGGGAGGCUCGACCUGGCGGUGGCGAUCGCCGGCGGGAUGGAGCGCCGGCAGCACCGCGGCCUCGACGCGGCGGUGGUAGAGACGUUCCCGACCUUCGUGUACUUCGAGGUUAAGGCACUGAAGAUCGGAAGGGCCACGCUGGAAUGCGCCGUGUGCCUCAACGAGUUCCGCGACGACGAAACGCUGCGUUUGAUCCCCAAGUGCUGCCACGUGUUCCACUCCGAUUGCAUCGACGCGUGGCUGGCGAAUCACUCCACUUGUCCCGUUUGCCGCGCCAACCUCGCGCCCAAGCCCGAGGACGCGCCAUCUUCCGUUGAGAUUCAGCUUUCAGAUCCGGCCCGGCCCAUUGGGCCCAAUGAGCCCGGUCAUGAUCCGAAUUACAUCAACCCGGUGGAGGAGCGCGAAGGUGAACAAAACAGAAUCGUUACGGAGCCUCCACGUGUUUUAGAUGAUCCCAACCGGGCCCGUCCGGUUCGGUCUAAAUCGACCGGGUUUGGCAUUGCAAGGCUGUUUCCGCGAUCUCACUCGACGGGUCACUCGUUGGUUCGACCGGGUGAGGAUUGUGAGCGGUUCACGCUGCGGUUGCCGGAAGAGGUGCGGGACCGGCUCGUGCGAUCCGCGACGCUGAACCGGACGAAGAGUUGCGGGAUGACAUGGCAGCUGGAGAGCAGCGAGAGAAGGGGUUACCGGACGGGGAGUGUGGGGAGGUACGAGCGGUUCGGUGGGGGAGGGCCGGUUGGACCGGUGGGGUUCAUGUGGACCCCACCGUUUUGGGGUAGGACCGGUUCGGUGAAGUCACCUAAGGCAACAAGGGUGAAGGAUGAAGUUGACGCGGGAGAACGUUCCUCUGAUCGUUUGUUUUCCAAGGAUUGAGGAUAUGAGGUUGGAUGUGGAAAAAAAUCAGUUGGGUUUCUUAUCAUCAUUAUAUAUAUAUAUAUAUAUAUAUAUAUAUAUAUAGAAUCCAUAUGUUCAUAGAAUUUCAUUUUAAUUUUUGGAUUGCAUUUUAUAUUAUCUGUAUUUGUUAAUUGAAAACAUGGGCAUUUCCUCCUGUGUAAACUCUUAUGGUAAACUUUAAGUGCUUAAUCUUAAAGGUACGGUAAUUUUUAUA